CAAACCAACGGGAUUGACCUGUACGGCGACGAAUCCCUCGGUGUUUGACACGCUAUUGUAGGUAGUAUGUAGGUAAGCGAGGAGACUGACGUCUAUCUAUUGACAAUGAGAGCAAGCAGAUGAUGUAUAGUAUUGAAAAACGUGCAGACCAUGUGAGAUGUGGAUGUGCUUCAUGAUAGCGGAAUUUAUAUUGAAUUAGAUUGGAUUUUUACAUGAUUUCGCGAAAACUGUCUACAAUUUGGUGGUUCGCAUAAAUUUGGAAGCUAGGGAUUGCGGCAAAGAAUUAUUUGAUGGUGUAAAUCUCACACUUGUUUUUCUCUUAUAAAAUCUGCGAUCUUCGUUUAGAAACCGCUUUCGGGCCGUGCGUAGGAUAAACGAUUAAGGGGAAAAUUAAUGUAAGAUUCACUAAAUGCGUAACCUCAAACGAAAUUAAAAUACAUCUAUAUUUGCAGCUUUGAGCGCAUAAACCACAAUCGCUUCAGAGAAGUUUUUCUACCCGAUCACAGUCCGAACAAUCUCAAAGAUUAAUUUCGGAAGCGCACGAUGGCCCAUAAGCAGCCGAUGAACGACAGCUAUUGCCUGUGCGAGUUGUGCCAGCAAUCACCCUCCGCUGAUCAUGGUAUGGUGGCAUGCGACGAAUGUGGAAAGUGGUUCCACUACAUGUGCGCUAACGUCGACGAGUCGAUAAAAGACCAUCCCUGGUGCUGUGAGGGAUGCCUGCUGGUGAGAUCUCGACGGCAUCGAAGCGGAGGUAGUUCCACGUCAUCGAGACGCCGAUUCCGGGAGCUGGAACUUAAACGGCUGGAUGAGGAAUACGCUCUGCAACAAGAGUACAUGCGGAAACGGUAUGAGGUGAUGGCAUCGUGUCUUGAGGACGACGAAGAGGACGAUAGUGAGGGCGGUAGUAUGGUGUACAGCAGCGUAAGUAGGACAAGAAAGUGGAUCAAGAGUCAGCGAGAGGCCGAGGGGAAUUUUGGUCCCGGUAAGGCCUAUAGUUUGCCUUCGAUCCCGCAUGAAGGUCCUAGCAACGUUGUAGGCCACGGAGCGUCCUACACAAUUACACCUUUAGGUCGCCCGGAAUCGAGAUUGCCAGCUCGAAAGAAUGCUGUUGCAGCCGGAAUCCCACUUGAAGGUAGUAUGCCGCGUUAUAUACCGUCCCUUGCUGACCCUGUGGGGUCCGUGUCGAGUCCACACGGGCUGGGGCGGAGUCAACCACCAAGUCAAGCAUCAUAUCGUGGAGGCUCGUCGGUCAUGCCGGCCCGGCAGCAAAUAGUCCCGCCAGGUUCGAUUGAGCUGGAUCAUCCCGGUAUGGAAAAUUCCAAUCCGCAAGCGCCGAUGAUGAAUCAGUCGUUAGUUCCGAGACAAUCGCGAUCCAGUCCGGUGAUCAGACUGCAGGGUGGUCCAACUCCAGCUCAAAUUUCAGCUAGGCAAGUAUGGCCGAAACGAUUGCCGGCGUUUUCUGGAGCGGCGGAGGAGUGGCCCAUCUUCAUUAGUUCGUAUGAGAGCUCGAACACCGCAUGCGGAUUUUCCGAGGUGGAAAACCUCAUUAGGCUGCAGGAGAGCCUAAAGGGACCGGCGCUAGAGAUGGUCCGCAGCAGGCUGGUGCUACCGGCGAACGUACCGAAGGUUGUAGAAACUUUGCGUCGUGUCUACGGGAAACCAGAAGUGCUCAUACGGUCGCUGAUCUCAAAGGUACGAAUGAUAGAUCCGCCGAAAUCUGAUCGCUUGGAUACUAUCAUUAAAUUCGGGAUUGCCGUGCAACAAUUGUGCGACCACUUGGACGCCGCCAAUCAACAAGACCACCUCCGAAAUCCCGUGCUGUUGGAGGAGAUGGUGGAGAAGUUGCCUGCCAGUUUCAAGUUGGAGUGGGUACGCUUCAAGAAGGAUGAAAAUCAAGUGUCUAUCCGCACCUUCGGCGACUUCAUGGAGAAGCUGGUAGACGAAGCUAGUGAGGUGACACUUUUAAAUACGCCGCCUGAACCCGCGAUGAAACCGGAGAGAAAAUCGUCAACGAAGCCGAAAGGGUUCGUACACACGCACAGUGAUGCGGUACCGAAUGUUACAACUAAAACUGAAGCUGUUAAGUUGGGCGAUGACAAGUUGUGCGCGACAUGCUCUAAAGCCGGGCACCGCGCGCGGAAUUGUGAGGAGUUCAAAAGGCUGGCACCGAACGAACGUCUUCGACUAGUAAGAGAUCGGCAGCUGUGCGGCGUGUGUUUGUAUAGUCAUGGCAGCAUGCGUUGUCGCAACAAGAUGCUGUGUAACGUUCCGGGCUGUAAUGCAAAACACCAUGCUCUACUACACCAGGCUGAGAAACCGGAAGAAUUGAAUUGCAUGGUGCAUCAGCGAAUCAACAAAUCCUCUGUCGUCUUUCGCGUCGUACCAGUCACCCUCAUCAACGGGUCGAAGGAAGUUGCAACCUUUGCCUUCUUGGACGAGGGCUCGUCCAGAACACUAUUGGAGAGCAGCAUGGCGAAGAAGCUGGGACUUAAAGGAGCGGUCAGACCACUGGAUCUGAAAUGGACUUCGGGCGUUACCAGGACUGAAAAGGCAUCAAUGAGCGUACGCCUGACGGUGUCAGGGAAAGGAUCACCCACGCGAUAUUUGCUGGAAGAUGUGCACACCGUAGAACGAUUGAAUUUGCCCAAACAGAGCGUGAACUUCACUGACUUGAUUGCGAAGUUCGAACAUCUCCAAGAACUGUUUGUCGAGGAUCAAGUGAACGCGGAACCUACUAUCUUGAUCGGCUCAGACAAUAUCGACUUGAUGGCUCCGAUGGAAUCGCGAAUUGGGAGAACUGGAGAACCAGUCGGUCUGCGCUGUAAGCUUGGAUGGACAAUUAGCGGACCUGUUACUUCAAGCGGUUCAGAAGGAUACUGCGGCGUGCAUCAAUGCGAUCUGUCGAUGGAUCAAUCGUUGAAGAACUACUUCACCAUGGAAGAGGCUGGGAUUGCUUGCCCGUAUCGCGUAGAAUCGGAGGAAGACCGCAGGGCGCGAGAAAUAUUGGAGGCUACUACGAAGCGUGUCGGAAAUCGGUUCGAAACCGGUCUUUUGUGGCGUACCGACAAAAUUCAGAUGCCGGACAGCUACUCCAUGGCGUACCGCCGAAUGCAAAGUUUGGAGCAACGUUUCCGGAAGAAUCCGGACCUGCAACUGAAGGUCGCCGAAGCGGUCGAAGGAUUCAUUGAAAAAGGGUAUGCCCACAAAGCGUUACCUGGUGAACUUCGUAGCAGCAAACCGGGGCAAGAGUGGUACUUGCCCCUAAACGUAGUGGUCAAUCCAAAGAAACCAGGGAAGAUUCGGCUAACGUUGGAUGCUGCUGCCAAGGCGGGCGGCACUUCUCUUAAUGAUAUGCUGCUCAAGGGCCCAGACAUGCUCGUAUCCCUGCUCGACAUCAUUAACUGCUUCAGAGGUCGGCGAAUCGGAUUCGGAGGCGACGUGAAGGAAAUGUUUUUACAGAUCCGAAUGCGUCAACCAGAUACCCGUUUUCAAAAGUUUCUUUUCCGACAAGACACUUCCAGAGAUCCUGACGUGUACGUCAUGGACGUCGUCAUUUUCGGAGCUAAGUGCUCACCGUGCAACGCUCACUUCACGAAGGACACUAAUGCACGUGAGCAUGCUGGUCAGUUUCCAGCCGCCGCAGAUGCCAUCCUCAAGCGUCAUUAUGUCGAUGACUAUUUUGAUAGUGCGGACAGCGAAGACGAGGCGAUUCAGCGAGCACGGGAAGUAAGGGAAGUUCAUUCGCUCGGAGGGUUUGACAUCCGUAAUUGGGUGAGUAAUUCACCUAAAGUACUCACGGCGCUGGGAGAGGAAAGUAGGUCCACUAAGGCACUUUGUUAUGACAAAUCGAUGGAAUCUGAGCGAGUGCUAGGAUUGCUUUGGGAGCCCAAGGAAGACGCGUUCAUCUUCACUAUGGGGCUGAAAGAAAAGCUGAUUCCAUACCUUGUGGACGAAAUUCGACCGACCAAACGCAUCAUUCUGCAGUGCGUCAUGAGCUUCUACGAUCCUGUAGGAUUCCUCUCUCCCUUGCUGGUGCAUGGCAAGAUCAUCAUUCAGGAGACCUGGAGAAGCGGGACGGAGUGGGACGAACCGGUAACUGAUGAAAUCUUUGAAAGGUGGUUAAGCUGGACGAGAGUUCUUCCAAAUAUCGAGAAGGUGAAAGUUCAGCGUUGUUUCUUCGGGAACGAAUCCAUCAAGAACAUAUCUUCGCUUCAGCUACAUAUCUUCUGCGACGCCGGAGAUGAUGCCUACGGUUGCGUCGCAUAUCUACGGUAUCAAGUAGCGGAAGAUGUCCGCUGUUCUCUGGUGGGUUCCAAAGCUAAGGUUGCCCCUCUGAAGCUGACUUCAACGCCUCGACUAGAACUGCAAGCAGCGGUAAUCGGGGCAAGGAUGAUGAAUACGCUGCUGGUAACCUUGCCGGUCCCGAUUCAGGAGCGAUAUCUACAACCGGAAGUACAAACCGUACGUAGCGCAUCGAAUUGCAGAAAUACUACACACGACGGAGGUCAAUACCUGGAGAUACGUUCCAUCCAAGCAGAAUGUGGCAGACGAUAUAACGAAGUGGGGGCCGCGAACAACAGUGGAAUCGGAAGGCAGAUGGUUUAA
This is a messenger RNA of Aedes albopictus (Asian tiger mosquito), 4605 nucleotides long. RefSeq lists its product as uncharacterized. Bases 544 to 4605 code for a protein of 1353 amino acids. Lineage: Eukaryota; Metazoa; Arthropoda; Insecta; Diptera; Culicidae. The transcript has 4 exons. Gene Ontology annotation, molecular function: nucleic acid binding; zinc ion binding. The record is from RefSeq and is a predicted model, not a curated record.